This is a messenger RNA of Cariama cristata (Red-legged seriema), 495 nucleotides long. RefSeq names its product origin recognition complex subunit 4-like. Gene Ontology annotation, cellular component: nuclear origin of replication recognition complex; nucleus. The record is from RefSeq and is a predicted model, not a curated record. The annotation marks the transcript as partial. NCBI's taxonomy places the organism in Eukaryota, Metazoa, Chordata, Aves, Cariamiformes, Cariamidae. Gene Ontology annotation, molecular function: DNA replication origin binding. Gene Ontology annotation, biological process: DNA replication; DNA replication initiation. The transcript has 4 exons.
UUAAAUGAAAAAUAUCUUCUGCUUUAUUUUUAGAUGCUCGCUGUAAGUACCGUUACUGUGCAUCACCCACUUAUCACCGCGUCAGAUCUUCAUGAGGCAAGCAAGCAGUACAGAACGGACUCAAAAGCAAACAUUGUACAUGGUUUGUCUGUCCUGGAAAUCUGCCUAAUUAUAGCUAUGAAACACUUAAAUGAUGUUUAUGAAGGAGAACCAUUUAACUUCCAGAUGGUUUACAACGAAUUCCAGAAAUUCAUACAGAGGAAGGCGCAUUGUAUGUACAACUUUGAAAAGCCAGUUGUCAUGAAGGCAUUUGAACACUUAUUGCAACUGGAAUUAGUAAAACCGAUCGAAAGGCCGUCUGUACGUGCCCAGAGAGAGUACCUCUUGAUGAAGCUGCUUUUGGACAACAAUCAGAUCAUGGAUGCCCUGCAGGCCUACCCAAACUGCCCCACGGAUGUUAAACAGUGGGCGGCCUCCUCCCUCAGCUGGUUGUGA